AUGGCGACAGCAACCACAAGUCGACCCAGCGGCCCGGUGCUCUCCAUACCCACCUACCGCUCCGCCUCGCCCACCCGCGUCAAGCUCGCCAACGGCGCCACCCGCUCGCCGGGCAAGUCCGUCAGCGUCUCCUCCCCGUCAUCCACCAGGAGCCGGCGGUCCUGCAUGUGCUCCUCGACGAACCACCCGGGCUCGUUCCGUUGCAGCCUCCACAAGGAGCGCAAGCAGGAGGGGGCCCCCGCCGGGAGCAGCAAGCCCGCCUCCCCGCCGUCCGUCCGCAGCGCCUGCAGUCUGGGCUCGAAGCGCAUGGACAGCGGGCAGUGUGCCCGCAGAGCGCUCGCGCCGUCCCCCGCCGCACAGCACCGGAGGCGCGCGGGCGGGUUCCGCCCCAGGCCGAGCCGGCUCUCCGCCGUCUCCGUGGCCGGCGAGCGUCCCAGCGACAACUGCCAGUAA
Triticum turgidum subsp. durum (durum wheat) is the source of this 453-nucleotide messenger RNA. Lineage: Eukaryota; Viridiplantae; Streptophyta; Magnoliopsida; Poales; Poaceae. The record is from the annotation of a GenBank genome assembly.